UUUACAACACCCCUUUGCUCCUUGUCAAUACCGGCAUGAUAAUGGCGAUAUCACAGUUCAUGGGCUCCAUAGCUGCUCAGGCAUUCAUUUUGGUUCUGUUCAAGGCCUCGCACUCCACAAAAUAUGCGCUGAAUUCGCCUCUCGCAUCACCUUACUAUGACCAUAAGACUCAUGGACAUAUCUCAAAAGGUGCAAGGACAUGGAUUUCGCCACCGGCUUUGAUCAAUUUCGUAUUCUUUAGUUUCCCUAUCGGUGUCAUCGCUGCCACUAUUGCUCUCUUCGCAUGGUUAUCUUCAGGCGCCACCCAAUUUGUAGCUGGGGCAGUCAAGGUUCUGGACACUUUGGGGCGAGGGUCGUCAGUGUGGGAUCAGCUGAAAGUUACAUCAACGUCCGGCGAAGAAAAAUUUCUUCUCACAAGCCAACUUCUCCAAGUUGUAUCAGACGCAAAGAACUUCAGCAAUGACGUCAGCAUUCGGUUGGAGAAUUUGAUAACCUGUUUCCGCGUUGUCCAAUGUGUGUUAUUAAUCAUCAUUCUCAUAACCUCCCUAGUUUUUGUCAGUUUGUUUUGGGGAUUGGUCCGUAAGUUAAUGGAAGACCAGCGCCAGUCAGACCGCGCAUCAUCUCAACCAAACCUUUUACGGCACGAGGAUGAGCGAACAAACUCGUGGGGCAAGAGCGCCGAACAAUCCGGUAGCAGAAAGCUUGAACUGAUCAAUAUUUUCAACUCAGAUUUUCAGGGCCCUUUACUAUAA
Puccinia graminis f. sp. tritici CRL 75-36-700-3 is the source of this 752-nucleotide messenger RNA. RefSeq lists its product as uncharacterized. The coding region runs from base 36 to 752 and encodes 238 amino acids. NCBI's taxonomy places the organism in Eukaryota, Fungi, Basidiomycota, Pucciniomycetes, Pucciniales, Pucciniaceae. The transcript has 3 exons. The record is from RefSeq and is a predicted model, not a curated record.